CGCCACCGCCGGCUGCCGUGGAGAGAUAACCUCCCGCCACACACCUAGCUAUACCUAGUACGUAAUACUAUUUAGACAGCUGAUUCUUGUGUCUUUGGCCAUGGAUCAUUCAGAGACGGUCCUCAUGCAUCUCGUCUCAUCUCCUGGAAGAAGAAGAAUAACAAGCUACUCCUCCUCCCGCCUGCCUUAGCUACCUACCAUAGAACAUGCCGGCGGAGGAGGACGACCGUAGAGUACAUAGUAGAAGUGCGGAGUCGGUCGAUCAGACAGGCUCCCGAGCGCUAAGUACGGCUAUCCCAACCGCUCGCGAGCGCGUGUGGAUCCACACCCUGUGGGAGGAGCAAACCAUUCAAAAUUUGAACAGCUCCCAGUUCCUGACUAGAGCUCCGAGAUUUCGGAGAGAAUUCCGCAAAAGAUCUCCCGUCCGGCGAUGGAUACGCCGCCGCCACGGAUGGUCCUCGCGCCUGGAUCGUUCACCCAACUACUUCUAAGCUUCUCCUCCAUCCCUUCCCAAGAUCCAAAUCUCUGUUGGACCCAGCAAGAAGAACAAGAGUAUGUGGGAGAGACAGAAUGGACGGAGGGCGGAAACCAUUGCGGGGGCGGCAUCGACACCGAGGAUCAAUUUCAGUCCUCUCCCACCAUACCAGAUCCAACUUCCCCCAUCUAUGAGGCCGACGGCGAGGUGAAUUGUGAGAACGACGAUGCCAAGCUCCGCUCGCCAACGCCAGAGCUCGAUGGAUACACUUGGUCAGGAGAUGAAUGCUUGGAGUCGCCGCUGUCAGAGCAAACCAACAAGCCAAACCUGGUUCAGUCAGACCAAUCUCGUCCUGACCAAUGUCCAUGGAAGAGAAGGAUACGUUGUGGGAAAAUACCAGAUCAGCGGCAGCCUAAACAGGGAAGGGUCUGUGCGCUUGAAAAAGCAAUGCGUGAAUUUGUUCAAAGGAAGUCUGGACAAGUUGUCGCCCCUGAGAUUGGAAGAGAGUUCGACUCACUUGCGGAGGCAUUUGAAUUUUAUAAUCUUUAUUCUUGGGAGAUUGGGUUUGGCAUCAGAUAUGGUCAAUCUAGGACAAAUGCAAAGAAGAGCAGAACCGUUCAGGACAUCGUUUGCGGCUGUGCGGGAAGGCCAAAGAAAGAAAACACAAAGUCAGUAGCCUGCAACUGCCAAGCCUUGAUCAGGCUACACCGCACAGCCGACAAUGGAUGGUAUAUACAUGAUUUUAGAUCUGAACACAACCACCAUUUGUCCUCAUCGUGUGGCGAGAAACUACAUUGGCCAUCACACAGGAACAUUGACACACACACAAAAGAUAUUGUCAAGCACUUGAGGAGCAACAACAUUGGGAUAACCAAGGUUUUUUGUGUCAUCGCAAGCUUCUUUGGAUCAAUGGAGAGUGUACCAUUCAACAAGAGAGCUCUCAAGUACAUGUGCAAGAGGAUGAACCAAGAAACUGCAGAUGAUGACAUAAGGAAAACGGUUCAGCUCUUCUCUGAACUUAAGAAGAAUGACCCAAUGUUUGCUGACAGUGUUCUUGUCGACGGCGACAGCAAGAUUCAGGCUCUUAUGUGGACAAAUGGAAGGAGUAGAUACCAAUACAAAAUGUUUGGCGAUGCAAUCACAUUCGACACAACAUAUCGUACAAACCAGUACGAUAUGCCAUUCGGACUAUUUGUUGGGGUCAACCAUCAUUUCCAGAGCAUAAUAUUAGGAGGCGUUAUGAUGAGGAACGAGAAGCAAGAAUCAUUCGAGUGGGUAUUCAAGGAAUUUGUGUCAUUAAUGGGAGGUAAAGCACCGGUAACUAUCCUAACAGACCAUUGCCGUGCCAUGGAGUUGGCUAUUGCUGAAGUAUUGCCUGGAACGAAGCACCGGUGGUGCAAAUGGCAUGUGCUGCAUCGUGCAAAGGAAUCCCUUGGCUCUGUAUACACACAGAACAAAGAUUUCAGGGAUGAACUACACAAGAUAUUGGAAUAUAUGCUCACUGUAGAAGAGUUCGAAGCAGCUUGGGCAAAGUUGAUUCAAAAGUAUGGUCUUCAGGAACACCCAAUGUUGACACAGAUAUACGAGCUCCGACAGAAAUGGGCAAAGCCAUAUUUUGCAGGUGUAUUCUGCGCGAGGAUGACAAGCACCCAACGGUCAGAGAGCGCUAACCACAUGUUGAAGAAUUUUGUACCUGCUGGUGCCUCAAUGCACAUGUUUGUUAGGAACUACCAGAAACUUCAGUUUGACCGUGAUUCAGAAGAAAAUUUUGCUGAGAAGAAAAGCCACUUGGUGAGCACAGUGCUCAAGACCGGUUUGCCUAUGGAGAGGCAUGCUGCGAAGGUUUACACACCUGCGCUGUUCAAACAGUUCCAAGAAGCAUGCUUCAAAUCUGCAUCCUACUACGUCGAGAACACUCUGGUCAUAAACGAUACAUAUUGUGUCACACACCUUUUUGCAGAGCGGAGAGAGAGCUGGUCAAAAACAUCUUACAAUGUCAAAGUGGAUCAACCUGAGAAUAUCUUCAAAUGCGAGUGUGGAAUGUAUGAGCAUAUGGGUUUGCUCUGCUGCCAUGCGAUCCGGGUAAUGGCACACUUGAAAUUCACGAAGAUACCAGAAGAGCACAUCAUGAGGAGGUGGACUAAAAACGCAUGUGAAGAUUUACCUGAGCACUUGAAAAUAUAUAAGGGACACAGCCCUAUCCUGGAAUCAACUACCUUCAGGCAUACAACACUUUACACAACAGCUCUUGAUAUUGUAAGGAUGGGUGACAGCAACCCUGAGGCCUUCGACCUUGCAAUGGUAAGGCUGUCAGAUGCAAGGGAUGAUCUCAAAGAAAAAGCAACUGAGAAAGAUGGCAAAGGACUAGAGGAUAUACUAGGUAAAGAAAACAUUGAUAUCAACGGGGUUGAUGCAGGCGACAUUAAUCUCAAAUCAUCAAUGAGGAUAGAAUCUCGCAAGAGAGAUCGUGGGCGACCUACCAACGCAAGAUCUAGGCCAGGCUAUGAAGUGAGCAAUCCAAGAACCAAGUUUUGUAAAACUUGCAGGGGAAAGGGACACAACUCUGGGAAGUGCCCAACAAAUGACGGAUCAAACAAGAAGCAGAGGAAAGAACCAAAGUGCGGGAAGUGUGGCGUACUUGGACACAUCAGGACACAAUGCAACAGAACAUUUGAAUCGUGGUUUAGAUGAGUAGCUUAACAAAUCAAAGCACUUCGGACAUAAACUCAAUGUCCUGAUGUGUAUUGGAAAUGUAAUGAUGAUCCUUGAAUUCCAUAUCUUUUUAAACAGACUGCUUGUCA
Triticum aestivum (bread wheat) is the source of this 3276-nucleotide messenger RNA. RefSeq names its product two-component response regulator-like PRR37. The record is from RefSeq and is a predicted model, not a curated record. The transcript has 8 exons. Bases 431 to 3166 code for a protein of 911 amino acids. Lineage: Eukaryota; Viridiplantae; Streptophyta; Magnoliopsida; Poales; Poaceae. Gene Ontology annotation, molecular function: zinc ion binding; protein binding. Gene Ontology annotation, biological process: regulation of DNA-templated transcription; phosphorelay signal transduction system; cytokinin-activated signaling pathway.